Daldinia decipiens is the source of this 1234-nucleotide messenger RNA. RefSeq names its product thioesterase-like superfamily-domain-containing protein. The coding region runs from base 237 to 1157 and encodes 306 amino acids. The transcript is spliced from 2 exons. NCBI's taxonomy places the organism in Eukaryota, Fungi, Ascomycota, Sordariomycetes, Xylariales, Hypoxylaceae. The record is from RefSeq and is a predicted model, not a curated record.
GGGGAAUUACCGAGGCUUGUAACGUUAGACCCACUGAAGCUUAGGUUGCGAUAUCCACGAAUGUGUAAUGAUCUCAAGGGAUGUACAUGAACAUAUAAUGUACAUGAACAUAUACGUGAACGCGUCUUUUGAUAUAAUUGAGUAUCACCUCUUUACUAUGAUAUUUACAUAUAAAUCAUAAUCUCCUCCUUAGCGUUUUACCCCUGAGAUGAAUCGCUUCGCGCUGUUCUCUUGAAAUGGUGCCGACAUUCUCAGAAGCCACCGCCGUCCGGGCUUUGGAUUCUCACACGUACUCUGCAAACUUCGACUCGGAGUGGUGCGUAGGCUCUGUACCCCACGGCGGCGUGGUGACGUCAAUCUUUCUUCGCGUCGCUGCGAUUCAUUUUCGCACGACUCUGGCGGCGCAGAAUCAGCCACACACGGUAUCUCAACACGUCGAGUUUCUACGCCGAACGCAGGAGGGCUCGGCUACCCUGGUGGUCCGCGACGUCAAGCUCGGCCGCCAGACGUCGACUAUACACGUCGCCCUGUCGCAGGAGGGUCGCGAGGAGGUCGUAGGAUAUCUUACGCACUCGAACUUGGCUACCGAAACCGGGCUGUCCCUCGAGACCUUUUGGUCGUUAUGCCCGUCGCCGCCGCCGCCGCCGACCAGCUUCGCCGCGCUUCUCGAAGGUGGCAAGGACGCCGGCUGGGUCGAGCAGACGGACAAGCCGUUUGCGAAAUUCCGCAAGAUAUCUAACCGCGUGCGGACCUUUCUUCCGCGGAACGGCCCCGUCGCGCCGGGUCUAAUCGAUCAGUGGGUGCGCCUUGAAUCGGGGGAGAGGUUCACGAACGAGGGUCUAGGCUUCGUGUCGGAUCACUUCCCGCUCAUCGUCGAUAGUUUAUGGCGUAGGGAGGAGAGAGAUGGUCGCUCGUCGGCCUUCUGGUAUCCUACCGUAGCCCUAAGUUUAGACGUCAAGAAAGCUUUGCCGGCCGAGGGUGUCGAAUGGCUAUUCUCACGCGUGCGGGCGAAGCUUAUCAAGAACGGAAGGAUGGACAUUGAGGUUAUCAUCGCGGACGAGACCGGCGAAGUUGUCGCGCUAAGUCAUCACGUCGUCUUAAUUGUAGAUGCGGAGAGAAACAUGGCAGCGCGGAGAACGGGACAAACGAAAAUUUAAGUCAGCUGAUAAUCGAUACCGAGGAUGUAUAGCGUAUAAAAGGAAUGUUUUCAUAAUCCUACUAUUUUAAGUCUUUG